AUGCCAGGAAGUGCGCGCUGCGUGCGCCUGGCCUGCGGUGCUAAGCACACGCUCUUCCUCACAGCAACCGGGCAACUAUACGGCUGCGGACAGAACGCGCAGCGACAGCUGAGCAGCGCUGUGUCUGGCUGCGUAACCACCACAGAGCUUCCCUUCAGCCACGAAAACGGACUGCCGGUCGAUAUCUUCUGCCACCCCAGCCUGAACGUUUCAGUGGUGCUGACCAAGGAGAACAGGUUCUUCAUCUGCGGCGAAGCCGGCAGUCUCUUUCACACAGCCGGCCUCAUUGAGCACUUCCUGCCAUACGACAGGGAUGCGAUUAUGAUCGAGAACCGCAUUGUGUGCAUGAAGCACAGCACUGGCCAGGUGUACAUACCGGGGUUCAACGAUCCCAAGGUCGGCACAGUUGAGCUGGUUGCAGCGCAGGAGGCAGAGGAGCCCGAGCCCGAUGGAGCUUAUGCUUGCCGGCUGGUGGAGCGGCACUUGGCUGUAGACAGCCUGCGGCGCUUGACUCAUCAAGCACUGGAG
Molecule: messenger RNA, 528 nt
Organism: Symbiodinium necroappetens
Lineage: Eukaryota; Dinophyceae; Suessiales; Symbiodiniaceae
Source: the annotation of a GenBank genome assembly